CUUACCAUAGCCUGACCGACUUAGGACUCUGUGUUUAUUGUAACUUUUUAAAAUUUACCUUCUGACUCUCGAGACGCUCUUACCGUUGACAAUGUCGGACUCCGUUAAGAACGUGCUCAUUUUUGGGGCGACGGGAAUGACCGGCUUGGCCACCCUGCCUCUCGUCGCGGCUGCAGACUACAACGUGACGGUGCUAGUGCGAGACCCUGCCAGACUGCCAGCAGACCACAAGGCCUCCAGAGUGGUUGUGGGUGACGUGCUGAACAAAGACGAUGUGAAGAAGGCCAUGGAGGGCCAGGACGCAGUCAUCAUCAUCCUGGGAACGAGGAACGAUCUCAGCCCGACCACCACCAUGUCUGAAGGCACCAAAAACAUUGUGGAGGCCAUGAAGGCUCGUGGCAUCCGCAAAGUGGUGGGCUGCAUGUCAGCCUUCCUGCUCUGGGACCGCUCCAAAGUGCCGCCGCGCAUGCUGGCCGUCACCGAGGACCACGACAGGAUGUACGACGUCCUCAAGUCAUCUGGCUUGGACUACGUGGCAGUCAUGCCCCCUCACAUUGGCAAUGAUCUUCCUCUGACGGAGAGCUACGUGGCGACAGAGAACACGUUGAGGGGCCGAGCCAUCUCCAAACAUGACCUGGGGCACUUCAUGGUUAAGUGUCUGUCCACCAACGAGUGGGAUGGCAAGACGGUGGGCGUGUGGGGGGACUACAAAUAGUUCAAAUCAAACCACCAAUGUUCAUCAAUGUUCAGUUUUGUGCUUUUCAAAUAAAUCAAGUUGAAAAUGUCUCUGCGAGACAUUUUCAUCCUUAAACGAAUUUAUGCUCACGAAUAUUCAAAGGCAACGUACCUUUUAUUCAAAAUGUAAAAGUGUCGUCAGGUGUGUUAACAACAUGCCUGUGGGAUGUUUUAUCAAACUUCUUAUGGUGAAAUCAGCGUCUUUAACCAUUCACUAAGCCACUGAAACACACUUGUCAGUAAAUGCACCGUUGUGGCGGAUGGCAGAGCCAACCAGAAAUCACCUCCACUCCGACAUCGACAGCAUCACCAAACAUUAUUAUCAAAGGCGACUGCUAAUCUGAGCAAACAUUGCAAACAUCUCCUUACCCAAAGGCUUUGGCAUGAUUACAUCAAGAUGAUACUUUCGCUUUGGAGUUUCGACCAGCCUAUCAAUGACUGAUAUGAUCAGCAAUAGACCAGUUUUUCACCACAAAUUAGGCAUGCUGGUAAAUGCAAACGAAUCUGCCCAGCCAUCAUUAAAUGUUCUAUUUUUUCAGUUUUUUUUCUUUUCUUAGAUGUCACCAUUUUUGGACUAGCUACUGUUGAAAGUCUCGAUGAAUGUAUCCGGCGUUUUACGGGCUGUCGGAGAGUGUGACGCAUAUUUUGAGAUGAUGAAAAUAAUACAAUAUAUAAAUAGUUUUAUGGUAAUAUUUUGAGAUCACAACAAUCUUACAAUUUACAAGUACAAUUAAACAAAACGAACCAACACAAAUAAAAUACUUUUUCCAUA
Messenger RNA from Hippocampus zosterae (dwarf seahorse), 1507 nucleotides. RefSeq names its product biliverdin reductase B (gene blvrb). Lineage: Eukaryota; Metazoa; Chordata; Actinopteri; Syngnathiformes; Syngnathidae. The transcript has 5 exons. The record is from RefSeq and is a predicted model, not a curated record. Bases 92 to 715 code for a protein of 207 amino acids.